This is a messenger RNA of Leucoraja erinaceus (little skate), 2179 nucleotides long. RefSeq names its product ATPase, H+ transporting, lysosomal, V1 subunit B, member a (gene atp6v1b2a). Gene Ontology annotation, cellular component: proton-transporting V-type ATPase, V1 domain. Gene Ontology annotation, molecular function: proton-transporting ATPase activity, rotational mechanism; ATP binding. Gene Ontology annotation, biological process: proton transmembrane transport; ATP metabolic process. NCBI's taxonomy places the organism in Eukaryota, Metazoa, Chordata, Chondrichthyes, Rajiformes, Rajidae. The transcript has 14 exons. The record is from RefSeq and is a predicted model, not a curated record. Bases 53 to 1561 code for a protein of 502 amino acids.
CGAGAGGUUUCGUGCGCGUGCGAGCGGGGGCGCGCCGGAGCCCAGUGGGAACAUGUCGCUGAUGGUGGAGCAAGCGGUCGCCAAUGGAUCUGCACGGUUUGCGGCCAUGGAGCACGCACAAGCAGUGAGCAGGAACUAUUGCUCGCAGCCCAGGCUGACCUAUAAGACUGUGUCUGGUGUAAAUGGACCGUUGGUAAUUUUGGAUGAUGUAAAGUUUCCAAGAUACGCAGAGAUUGUGCAUCUGACACUUCCCGACGGCUCCGUUAGAAGUGGACAGGUUUUGGAAGUCAGUGGCAAUAAGGCCAUAGUACAGGUUUUUGAAGGAACAUCAGGUAUUGAUGUAAGGAAAACAGCCUGCGAGUUUACGGGUGACAUACUUCGCACACCUGUAUCUGAAGAUAUGCUUGGCAGAGUAUUCAAUGGAUCAGGUAAACCUAUUGACAGAGGGCCUACAGUAUUGGCUGAAGAUUUUCUGGAUAUUAUGGGUCAGCCUAUAAAUCCACAGUGUCGUAUAUAUCCAGAAGAAAUGAUCCAGACAGGAAUCGCUGCAAUCGAUGGCAUGAACAGUAUUGCUAGAGGACAAAAAAUACCUAUAUUUUCAGCAGCAGGUUUACCACAUAAUGAGAUUGCUGCCCAGAUCUGCCGUCAAGCUGGCUUAGUUAAAAAAUCCAAAGAUGUUAUGGACUACAGUUCAGUGAAUUUUGCAAUUGUGUUUGCAGCUAUGGGUGUUAAUAUGGAAACAGCAAGAUUCUUUAAGUCUGAUUUUGAAGAAAAUGGAUCAAUGGAUAAUGUUUGUCUGUUUUUGAAUCUUGCAAACGACCCAACCAUUGAACGCAUUAUUACUCCUCGCCUUGCACUGACUGCUGCUGAAUAUCUUGCCUACCAAUGUGAAAAGCACGUGUUGGUUAUUUUAACAGACAUGAGUUCUUAUGCUGAGGCUCUGAGAGAGGUUUCAGCAGCUCGAGAAGAAGUACCUGGGCGUCGAGGUUUUCCUGGUUAUAUGUACACAGAUCUGGCUACUAUCUAUGAACGAGCUGGACGUGUUGCAGGCAGAAAUGGGUCCAUCACACAGAUUCCUAUACUCACCAUGCCAAAUGAUGAUAUUACUCAUCCUAUUCCUGAUUUAACUGGAUACAUCACAGAAGGACAAAUCUAUGUUGACCGUCAGUUACACAAUAGACAGAUCUACCCUCCUAUUAAUGUAUUACCAUCACUAUCUCGAUUAAUGAAGUCUGCCAUAGGGGAAGAUAUGACACGGAAAGAUCAUCCUGAUGUGUCGAAUCAACUGUAUGCUUGCUAUGCCAUUGGCAAAGAUGUCCAGGCAAUGAAGGCUGUGGUUGGUGAGGAAGCUCUCACCCCCGAUGACCUGUUAUAUUUGGAAUUUCUGCAGAAAUUUGAAAAGAACUUCAUUGCACAAGGUGCUUAUGAAAACAGGACCGUAUUUGAAACACUGGAUAUUGGGUGGCAAUUACUCCGGAUUUUCCCUAAGGAAAUGUUGAAACGUAUUCCUCAAAGUAUUCUGGCAGAAUUUUACCCAAGAGAUUCUACCAAGCAUCAGUAAAUCUCUAAAUACAAGAGUAAAACCUUUUUAUUUUACUUUUAAAAGAAACAUUAAGUAUUGGAACAUUAUACACUUUACACACUCCAAUUGAUUACAUAUAUCUGUGUUUGUAUUGUAAAAAAUUAAAAGUUGUAAUGAUCAAACUAUCACUUUGGAGUACGCAAAUUGAAGCUACUUUUUAAAAAAUGUUUACCUGUUUAGCAUGCUGAUGUUCUUAGAAAUGUAUUUACACCUAUUGGUGAUCAAACAACCAUUGAGAAAGGUAAAUUAUCUCACAAAAGUAAAAAUUAGAUAUUCAAAGGGAAUUGCAGAGCCAAUCAAGCCCUGAAAUGGAGGGGGACUAUGUAUAAACAGCACUGUAAUUUCUACACAGUGAAACCAAAAUGUAUAAAAAUGGCCUUUAUUAAAAUCUGACAAUGUGCACUUUAACCACAAGUGAUUUUUUUUUCUAUUACAAAUCUCAAAUUGUGGAGUACGAAGGCAAAUAAAUAACUGAUGGAUCUUUGUCCCAAACAUUAUGGAGGGCACAGUAAAUAAUCAUUAACUAGACCUUUACAGUUAUGAGGUGUGGCCAAAAUGACAAUUAUUAGUACAAAAAUAAACAGGUUGUUUAAAGUG